Molecule: messenger RNA, 8484 nt
Organism: Pristis pectinata (smalltooth sawfish)
Lineage: Eukaryota; Metazoa; Chordata; Chondrichthyes; Rhinopristiformes; Pristidae
Product: diacylglycerol kinase delta-like
Exons: 30
Coding region: 11-3700 (1229 amino acids)
Biological process (GO): lipid phosphorylation; intracellular signal transduction; diacylglycerol metabolic process
Molecular function (GO): protein heterodimerization activity; ATP-dependent diacylglycerol kinase activity; protein homodimerization activity
Source: RefSeq, a predicted model, not a curated record
UGCUGCGGUGAUGAUGGCGGUUCGGGAAGCGCAGGCCGCCGGGUCCGUGUGUGAGUUGGGGGCUCGGGAGCGGCUCGCCAGCGGGAGUACGGUGGGAGACGAGUCAUCGGACAGCGAGGCCGAGCACGAAUCCGCGCAGAAACUGAUCCGGAAGGUGUCCACCUCGGGACAGAUCCGCAGCAAGGCUAUUAUAAAAGAAGGACUUCUAAUGAAACAGACAAGUUCAUUUCAGCGCUGGAAGAGAAGAUACUUCAAGCUCCGGGGACGGAUACUAUACUAUGCAAAGAAUUCAAAGUCCAUCAUAUUCGAUGAGGUCGAUUUAACAGAUGCCAGUGUUGCAGAAUCCAGCACGAAAAAUGUUAACAACAGUUUUACAAUAAUUACUCCAUUCCGAAAGUUGAUUUUGUGUGCUGAAAACCGCAAGGAAAUGGAAGACUGGAUCGCAGCAAUGAAAACGAUCCAAAACAGGGAUCACUUUGAGUCAACCCAAUACAGCAUGGACCAUUUCUCAGGAAUGCACAACUGGUACGCUUGCUCACACGCACGACCCACAUAUUGCAAUGUCUGCCGAGAGGCCCUAUCUGGUGUUACAUCUCAUGGAUUGUCCUGUGAAGUAUGUAAGUUCAAAGCUCACAAACGCUGUGCUGUGAGAGCCACCAACAACUGCAAGUGGACAACGCUGGCCUCAAUUGCCAAAGAUAUAAUUGAAGAUGAAGAUGGGGUCUCAAUGCCACACCAGUGGUUGGAAGGUAACUUGCCUGUCAGUGCAAAAUGUACUGUCUGUGACAAGACGUGUGGCAGUGUUUUGCGCUUGCAGGAUUGGCGUUGCCUGUGGUGUAAGGCAAUGGUGCACACAGCUUGUAAAGACAUGCUUUCCAUCAAAUGUCCUCUGGGGCAGUGUAAAGUUUCCGUUAUUCCUCCUACUGCACUCAACAGUAUAGACUCUGAUGGAUUUUGGAAAGCAACAUGCCCACCAUCCUGUACGAGUCCACUUCUGGUCUUUGUGAAUUCGAAGAGUGGAGAUAAUCAAGGGGUGAAGUUCUUGAGGAGAUUCAAGCAGUUACUGAACCCGGCUCAGGUGUUUGACUUGAUGAAUGGAGGCCCACAUCUUGGAUUGCGAUUAUUCCAGAAGUUUGACACAUUUCGCAUCCUUGUGUGUGGUGGAGAUGGAAGCGUUGGGUGGGUGCUGUCUGAAAUAGAUAGCCUCAAUCUCCACAAACAGUGCCAGAUGGGAGUUCUACCUUUGGGCACAGGGAAUGACUUGGCACGAGUACUGGGGUGGGGAUCAGCCUGUGAUGAUGACACACAGCUCCCUCAAAUCCUGGAAAAACUGGAACGAGCAAGUACAAAAAUGCUGGAUAGAUGGGGUAUUAUGGUUUAUGAAACAAAAGUUCCUCGCCAUUCCUCCUCUUCAAUAGGGGCAGAGGAUUUUAGCGAUGAUUUAGAGGUACAGCAGAUUUCAUCUUAUGAGGAUUCAGUUGCUGCACAUCUGUCCAAAAUCCUGACAUCAGAUCAGCAUUCGGUGGUAAUAUCAUCAGCAAAAGUGCUUUGUGAAACAGUUAAAGAUUUUGUGGCCCGGGUCGGGAAGGCUUAUGAAAGGACUACAGAGAACUGGGAAGAAUCCGAGACUAUGGCAAGAAAGUGCUCUGUCCUAAAAGAAAAACUGGACUCGCUGCUCAAAACACUCAGUGAUGAAUCUCAGGCAUCAUCCUCUCUACCAAAUCCACCGCCAACGAUUGCAGAAGAGCAGGAAGAUGGUGAGACAGCCAAUAUCAUGUGUGACCUUGCCGAAGAAAGACCAGCCUGUUCACCCAGACCACAGAUAUUCCGUCCCAGGGAGCAACUAAUGUUGCGGGCAAAUAGUUUGAAGAAGGCAAUACGACAGAUCAUAGAGCAUGCAGAGAAAGCUGUUGACGAACAGAAUGCACAGACACAAGACCAAGAAGGUUAUACUUUUGGUGUUUGCUCUGAAGAAGAAGGAAGAGAUACCCAAAGUGAAGACAAGAUCUCCUUGCACUCCACAUAUAGCACCAACAUUAAAGGAAGAGUAAACCGGAAAGUGCCAAAGUCUCCCUGUGAGAGGAGGAUCAGUAAAGGAAGCCUGUCCAUUGGGAGUUCCUCCUCACUUCCUACUCCAACAGGAAAUCGAGACAAUUUGCCAAUGCUCAACUCUAAGAUUCUUUACCCAAGUUUACGAGCUGGAUUGGCUGCUUCCUUGGCUGGAGGAUCUGUCAUCAGCAAAAUGUUAUUUGUCCAUGCUGACCCUGUGAACUCGGAACCAGAUGUUCUAAGUGGGUACACGGAAAAAUGUGUCAUGAACAAUUACUUUGGGAUCGGAUUGGAUGCAAAAAUAUCCCUAGACUUCAACAACAAACGGGAUGAACAUCCAGAAAAAUGCAGGAGUCGCACAAAAAAUAUGAUGUGGUAUGGGGUUCUUGGAACCAAGGAGCUGCUACACAGAACGUAUAAAAACCUGGAACAGAAAGUACUUUUAGAGUGUGAUGGACAGCGCAUUCCCCUACCCAGCCUGCAGGGUAUUGCAGUGCUAAACAUCCCUAGCUAUGCUGGUGGUACCAACUUUUGGGGUGGAACAAAGGAAGAUGAUAUCUUCACAGCCCCUUCUUUUGAUGAUAAGAUCUUAGAGGUGGUGGCUGUGUUUGGCAGUAUGCAAAUGGCAGUUUCACGAGUCAUCAAUCUGCAACAUCAUCGAAUUGCUCAAUGUCGUUCAGUAAAGAUUACAAUCCUCGGCGAUGAAGGCGUCCCAGUACAAGUGGAUGGGGAAGCUUGGAUCCAGCCCCCUGGCUACAUAAAAAUCAUUCACAAGAACCGUGCACAGAUGUUGACCAGAGAUCGGGCUUUUGAGAACACCCUCAAAUCUUGGGAAGAUAAGCAAAAAUGUGAACUACCUCGUCCAUCAUCCCAGCAUGCCUUGCAGCCCGAGAUAGUUUCAGAAGAGGAAGCUGCUGAGAUCAAUCAGUUUGGCCGAGCGGCUGGAACGCUCAUCCAUCGGAUUCGGGAGACUGCACAGCUUCAUCAUACCAUGGAACAAGAGCUUGCACACGCGGUAAAUGCCAGUGCCAAAUCAAUGGAUAAAGUUUAUGCAAAGUCAAAAACAACAGAGGGCUUGAGUUGCAGUCUGGUGAUGGAGAUGGUCAACAAUGGGAAAGCCCUGCACAAUGAGACAGAACUUCUUCUGGCAGGCAAAAUGUCACUGCAGUUGGAUCCCCCUCAGAAGGACGAGCUCACUGGGGCUCUGGCUAAUGUGGACCUUCAGCUUCGCAAACUGGCAGAAAUCCCCUGGCUGUGUCAGCUUAUCGAACCAAGUGAUGAUGAGGGGCAGUUGUUGGAAUAUUCCAAACGUACUCGUAGUGCCAAGUUCCGUCUUGUGUCAAAGUUAAAAAAAGAGAAAAAUAACAAAAAUAAGGAAACCAGAGGGAAUAUGGGUUUGCCAGGUGGCGCUGCUCUUCGCUUUCCCACAGUGCAUCAGUGGGGUACUGAGGAGGUGGCGGCCUGGUUAGAGCAUCUUAGCCUGUUCGAAUACAGAGACAUCUUCAUCGGACACGACAUCCGUGGCUCAGAGCUCUUGCAUCUGGAGAGGCGAGAUCUGAAGGACUUAGGGAUAACAAGAGUGGGCCACAUGAAGCGGAUCCUACAUGGGAUCAAGGAGUUGAGCCGGAAUACACCUGUCAGCGAAGUAUGAUGUACAUGUUCAGCUCAUGUGUAUACAGAGCUACCUAAGCCUCCAGCCCAUUGAGUAGAGGAUGAGAACGGCUAACCUUUAGCUGUAUGUGUUUGCCUCACCUUCAGCUAAUCAGAAAGUGUGGCCCUGGAACAUCUAACAGAUAUCAAAGUUAUAAGUGACCUCAUACUCAAUCUCACGGCCAAAAGAAAAUGGGAACGAGGCUUAACCAAUCAAAAUAAUGCUGGAUUCAAGGUAAAAAUCUGUCAAAUCAGAAUGGAAGUUACCUCAAGCAUGGUAUCCAUGGCAACCAGUUUGUUUGGAUUAUUACUCUGAAAGUUAACUCAGAGUAAAAUGGAUUGUGAUUGGUCUAAAAUUCAAGGGUGAUCCCAAUGAAGAGGAAUCUUGCUUCUUCGACAAAGGAAUGUUCUGCACACCAGUGAUCUGAACUCUAAAACUCAUUUGUGAAAGGGACGAAGCAUCUCUUUCUUUAAAAAAAAAUAUGGCCUAAUGAAACUGUUACUCUCAUCCACAGAAAUUAAUUGAACAUUUUACAUUGUGAUCUGUGCGAGGGUUUUGGUUUGUAUGUGGAGCCCUACAUCUUUCUCACAACCCAGAAUCUGUACAGAGGCCUUUUACAGAACAUCAACUUGAAGAAACUGGGAAUGCUAUUACAGUGUCUUCCUGUACUGGUUGCCUUCAAAGCUCCUGCCAUUAAUGCUUUGUUUUCUGUUGCCUAAACAAAAUAAGACAUUGGUAAACUUCAGAGUAUAGGGAUGCAGGAGCUCAGGUUCGUGCUCAGACUCCAAAAGUGGAGUUUUUAGUACAACACUGCCGAGAGGGAUAUUCUGGACCCACCCUAACUCUUUGGUGUAAGUGCACCCUGGAUGAUAUCGUCCUGGAGUGUUAAAGAUGUAUGAGAAUCAAUUCUGGUAUGUCUGGGAAGUAAAAGAAUCAGUCCUGGGGUGACUGGAAUGUGUGAGACUAAUUUCAGAAGCAUUUGCAAUGUGUGCGACUAAAUUUAGAAGCAUUAGGAAUAUAUGAGAAUGAGUCCUUAAAAAGAAUUGUAUUGUUACAAUACUUUUGACAAUCUCAGGAUGUCAAGAAACAUAUUAUACCCCAUAAUUUUGAAGUAUAUUCCUUUUGUAUUGUUGAAAAUGGUAACAGCAAUAUCCCAUGAAUAGUAAUUGAUAAUGACCACAGAAAAUCUAUUAGUUGUGUCAGUAGAGGGUAAAUAUCCGCUCGGACACCAAGGAGAACUCUCAUGCACUUCUCUAAAUAAAGUCAUGGAAACUUUUAUGUCUGGCUGAGAGGGAACACUUGGUUUGACAUCUCUGAUAGUGCAACAGUCUUUUAGUACUGUCAGAGUGCAACCAACUGAGCUACAGCUGACACCUGGAGAGUAUGGAAUGUGAUAGAGUGAAUCCUAAAUCAUGUGAUGUGUGGGAGUGAAUCCUGGAAUGUGUGAGAGUGAAUCCAGCAGUGAUUGGAAUAUGUGGGGGGAAAAGAAAAUAGAGUCCAAAAUAAUUUUGUUAUGUGCAGUGCAUGUCAUGAACUGCCUGUUGUCCUGCCUCUGUGGCACAUUGGCACAGCUAGCAAAGCCGCUGCCACAUAGCGCCAAAGACCCAGGUUCAAUACUGACCUCGGGUGUUGUCUGUGUGGAGUUUGCACAUUCUCCCUGUGACCAUGUGAGUUUCUUCUGGGUGCUCCAAUUUCCUCCCACAUUCCAAAGACAUGCAGGUUGGUAGGUUAAUUGGCCAUUGUAAAUUGCCCUUUGAGUGUAGAUGAGUUAUAGAAUCUGGGGGGAGUUGAUGAGAAUGUCGAGAGAAUAAAAAAAGGGAUUACUAUAAGAUGAGUGCAGAUGGGUGGUCGAUAGUCGGCAGGGACUCAGUGGGCCAAAGGGCCUGUUUCUAUGCUGUGUCUAUGUCUCAUUUCACAGUACACACGCUAUUGGAUGACAACAUUUUGCCAAUUAAAAGAUUAUUGUGAUUUAGGAGAAAACAGGUUGACCUAAGUUUUGGAUCAUCAUGCAUCUCCUUCAAGACUUUUUUGCCAAACACUUUUUUAAAAUGUUUAAUCUUUCUGCUGUUUUGCACAUCCCUCAGUUUAGAAAAAUGAAGCUGAUAGAGGCCUGAUUUCAGGACCAAUGAGACCUUGUACCCACUUCAAUUAACACAAGUUAUUGUGUGAUGAUCUCUUAACCUUACGUCCUGAUGCUUGUAUUUAAAUCCUUCUCAAGCCCAAUCCCUCCCUCUUUCUACAUCUUGCUCUACAGCUGAACUCUUAUUACAGCUUAUUCUCCAUUCACCCACCAAUGGAGCAUACGCCUUCUCUCUCCUUGGCCCAACUUCUGGAUUUCCUAACCCAUUCUCUACCUUUCUCUUUAACAAAUAUUUACUUAGCAUCUAGUCUUACCAAGUUUUUGGUCCCUACAUUGUAUCAUGUUUCUAUGAAUUGAUAUCCAUUCAUCCCCAGACAUUUCUUUGAAGCACCUUGCUUCAUUUUUUUCUACCUACAGGCACGUUGUGAACAUAAGUUGAAUUCUUGAAUGGUACCUCCCUUGAGCCUUCUCCAGAGUAAGCAUUCCCUGCUUAUCAAUCUUUUUCCCCAUACCCUGGUCUGUUUGAACUUAUAUUCAUUAUGAUUACAACUAUUUAGCUCCUCCUGUGCCCAAAUAUCUUUGCUGUAGUGUAGCACUCAGAACUAGGGAUAGAUCCAGACCCUGAAGACACAUGAGACUGCAGAUGCUGGAAUCUGGAACAACACACAAAAAGCUGGAGGAAUACAGCAGGUCAGGCAGCAUCUGUGGAGGGAAAUAGUUGACGUUUUGGGUCAAGACCCUCCAUCUGGACUCAAAUCCAGACCACCAUAGUUUACUGUCUUCUUGGGUCCUCUGGUUUCCUCCCACAUUCCUAAGGCAUAUUGACAGGUUAAUUGGUGUAAAUUAUCCCUUAGUGUGGGUAAAUGGCAAAAGAAUCACAGAACGGUUGAUGAGUAUGUGAAACAGAAUAAGUUGCAAGGAUAUAGGAAAAUAAAGAUGGGGUGAAUGAGGUUGUUCUUCUGGGAGAAAACAUGCAUCAAAUGGACAGAAUAGCCUCCUGCUGUGGCGUAAUAAGUUAGUAAAUCAGCAGAAUGGCAAAAUUUGGUUCAUAAGUCAUAUGGGGAAAGAUAACUGUUAUAUGUUGGUGCAGGUUGCUGUUGAAAACAAAUGGUGAGGUUUUUCCCCCCUGGUUGUGUUUUUAAAAAAUUGCCCUUCAAAGGACAAUGUUGAAGCUCAAGUUAUUUCUGUUGUCUUUGGGGAACCUACUUUGACCACUUUGAGCCAAAAGUAAGAUCAAGAUCUUGAGGCAUAUGCACAUGUACACCAGAGUCAUUGGAGAAAUGGGGGCAGUGUUAUGAAGAGGAAGACUCAACGGAGUUAUAAUAGUGUUAGUAGAGUGAUGAUACAUUAACAGGUAAAAAAAGAAAAGGGUGCAGUAAUGGAGGUUUAUUGACUGUUAAAUGGAGAUAUUGGGCUGCAUUUUUCACCAUGAUACUGCUUAAAAUAAUAUGGAAUAGCGAUGAAGAAUGAGGCAGGAUCUGGUAGAAGUGCAGCUAUGUCAUUCCACUAUUCUCAGAUUUCCUCUCUCAGUAGCCACCACCAGCUGUCCUUAUCCGUGAAUGCAGAUUACAGUGGGAAGGUCAGGGACCAGGAUCCUUUUGAAUUUUCUUGGAAUCCAUAUGUCAUCUUCAUCACCAUAGGAAAAGAACCGCAGGCCCAGCAAAGUAUCCAUGACAGCCUUGACCUCCCCCAAGGCAAAGGGAAGCCCAUAAAGUAGCCUCAUCUCAUCUGUCCCCCCAUUUACUUCCAAUUAAGGUUUUUUUGUUGGGCACCAUUGCAUUGUUUUUGGACAGAAACUUGUUAUACAUAUCAUAAAUCACAGACACAGAAAAAUGAUUUGAGAUCAGGGAGACGUGAAGAGAUAUAUCUUUACUAGAGAGAAGAGAAUAAGAGAUCUUCUAUUAGCAGGAAGAGUUAAACAGGAAAAUGAAGAAACAUGGUACUUUAAUCGAGCAAGAGAGAUGCCCAAAGUAUCAACCAUCUUGUUUUGAGACCUUAUAUUUUGGUGCAGUGAACCCUGUGGGAUUGCUCCCUAUGUCUGUAAAAGACACUGGUAGGUUUUAAUGUUUCAAUCAACAACAGGCUUUUGACAUUUAUAGUGACCUUAGCUCCAUUUAGAGGAAGACAGAGGGUUUCUGUUGAAAACAGUCCACAAACCUCCUUCAAAGGAAAUAGUGUUUGAUGGAUGAUUGCCUUUAAAGAGAGAUUUGGCUCCUUGUUUAAAAGUGGAUCAUAGCUUUAUUCAAAAUACUUGAUUAAAGGAUGGUUGUAUGUUUUAAGGUAUAAUACAUCUGUUUAAAGGGAGAUUACGGUUCCCUGUUUGAAGGGUAACUGUGGCACUGUUUGAAGAUAGCUGCUCCGUGGUGUUGAUAUUUCUAAGUUAGUCUAAUAAUUAUGAUAAUUAGAGUUAUCCGACUGCUUGCAAGAGAGCAGGUUUCACUGCACCCCACUUUAACUUGCCAAGUAACAGUUCCUUGUUACGAACCUCGCUCUCCCUUUGGAGAGAACAGAAGUAGUUUGGGUUUUUUUGGUUCUGUCUUAUCUUCUGCCUUGUCAUGAGGUCUGCAUAUUGUAUUUAUUCUUAAUUUAUAUAUAAAUAUGGCUGUGACUGUAUUUUUGUAUAUAUUAAUUGUCAAUCGAUGUACAUAUUUACUGUAAAUACAGUGGGAUUGAAUUCAAUCUUCCAGUAAAACGUUUUUUCUCA